AUGUCCUGGAAGGAGGAGUGUAUGAAUCCACCCCCAUGUUUUAUCCAGCGGCUGGACCACCUUGUGUUGACUGUGAAGAGCAUCAAGGACACGGUGGCCUUUUAUUCCAAAGUCCUGGGCAUGGAGGUGGUGACUUUCAAGGGAAAUCGCAAAGCUUUACGUUUUGGCAACCAGAAGUUUAACCUACAUGAGGCUGGGAAGGAGUUCGAACCCAAGGCUCGGUGCCCAGUCCCUGGCUCUGCAGAUAUCUGCCUUAUCACACAAGUGCCCCUGGACCAGCUGCUGGAUCAUCUGAAGGCCUGUGGGGUGAUCAUUGAAGAAGGUCCCGUGGCCAGAACUGCUGCCAUGGGUCCAAUAACAUCCGUCUACUUCCGAGACCCUGAUGAGAACCUGAUUGAGGUUUCCAGGUACAGCACAGAUGUGAUUGCAGUCAGUGGAGGGGAACCCUAA
Messenger RNA from Pygoscelis adeliae (Adelie penguin), 450 nucleotides. It is a transcript of the gene GLOD5, whose product is annotated as glyoxalase domain containing 5. The record is from RefSeq and is a predicted model, not a curated record. Bases 1 to 450 code for a protein of 149 amino acids. The transcript is spliced from 3 exons. NCBI's taxonomy places the organism in Eukaryota, Metazoa, Chordata, Aves, Sphenisciformes, Spheniscidae.